Messenger RNA from Schizophyllum commune H4-8, 1906 nucleotides. Its product is annotated as Flavocytochrome c. The transcript is spliced from 6 exons. The record is from RefSeq and is a predicted model, not a curated record. Bases 30 to 1766 code for a protein of 578 amino acids. NCBI's taxonomy places the organism in Eukaryota, Fungi, Basidiomycota, Agaricomycetes, Agaricales, Schizophyllaceae. Gene Ontology annotation, molecular function: oxidoreductase activity; heme binding; FMN binding.
GUCACCUCGUCCUUCCCCUCAUCAUCACUAUGGCCCAGGUUAUCGUUGUCGGUGGCGGUCUCGCCGGUCUCUCUGCUGCUCACACGCUUUUGGAGCGCGGCGCCAAUGUUCUGCUGCUCGACAAGCAGGGGUUCAUGGGAGGCAACUCCACUAAGGCUACCUCUGGUAUCAACGGCGCCGGCACGCAGUCGCAGCAGGACCUGGGCAUCCCUGAUAGCGCAAAGCUCUUCUUCGAGGACACGAAGAAAUCCGCUCGCGAGCUCGCUCGUGAUGAUCUCAUCCGCGUCCUGACCGGUCGGUCAGGCGAUGCUGUCAACUGGCUCCAGAACAAGUUCGGUCUUGAUCUGUCGAAGGUUGCACGGUUAGGCGGUCACUCGCAGCCCCGCACGCACCGUGGUGGCGCGCAGUUCCCCGGCAUGGUCAUCACAUACGCUCAGAUGGAGCGCUUGGAAGACCUCUCCGUGUCCAACCCGGAGCGCGUCAAGAUCAUCAAGAAGGCGCGCGUCGCUAAGCUCAUCAAGGAGGGCGAGUCUGUCGUCGGUGUUGAGUAUGUCCACAACGGCAAGACCGAGACAGCGUACGGCCCGGUUAUCCUGGCGACUGGCGGCUACGCUGCCGACUUCACGGAGAGCUCCCUUCUCAAGAAGUAUCGCCCUGAAUACUACAACCUCCCCACCACCAACGGCGAUCACUGCACUGGUGACGGUCACAAGCUUGCGAUGCAGGUCGGCGCCCACGGUAUCGACUUGGAGAAGGUCCAGGUUCACCCCACUGGUUUGGUCGACCCCAAGGACCCAGAGGCUAAGGUCAAGUUCCUGGCUGCCGAGGCUCUCCGUGGUGUCGGCGGUCUGUUGCUCGACAAGGAGGGCCAGCGCUUCGUCGAUGAGUUGCAGCACCGCGACUUCGUCACCGGUAAGAUGUGGGAGAACGGCAAGUUCCCUAUUCGUCUUGUUCUCAACGGGAAGGCGUCGAAGGAGAUCGAGUGGCACUGCAAGCACUACGUCGGCCGUGGCUUGAUGAAGCGCUGCAACAACGGCGACGAGUUGGCGAAGGAGUUCGGCUUGCCGCCAGCCACCCUCAAGAAGACGUUCGAGGAGUACAAUAAGGCAGUGCGGUCACAGAAGGACCCCUUCGGCAAGAAGUUCUUCUCUGGCGAGUGGUCCUACGACGACAUCUUCCACGUCGCGAUCAUGACACCGGUCCUCCACUACACUAUGGGUGGUCUCGAGAUCGACCCUGAGUCGCGCGUCAUCGACGGCAGCGGCAAGCCCAUCCCGGGUCUCUUUGCCGCUGGUGAGGUUGCUGGCGGUGUCCACGGUGCCAACCGUCUCGGUGGUUCGUCAUUGCUGGGAUGCGUCGUCUUUGGUCGUGUCUCUGGCGACUCCGCCGCUGCAUACUUGCUCCAGGCAUCCGGCGAGGCGCUCAAGAAGGCCGGCGGGCGUCUGGGCGCCGUCGCGGGCCACAUCUCUGGCGCACCAACACAGGCACCGGCGAAGGAGGAGCCGAAGGGCAGCGACGCGAAGGCGGGCGUGAAGACGUUCGACCUCGCCGAAGUUGCGAAGCACAACACGAAGGACGACGUCUGGGUCGUCGUCAAUGACCAGGUGCUCGACGUCACCUCUUUCCUGCCUGACCACCCGGGAGGGGAGAAGGCGAUCCUGCUCUACGCCGGCCGUGACGCGACGGAGGAGUUCAACAUGUUGCACGACCCGAAGGUGAUCCCGAGAUAUGCGCCGGACUCGGUGAUUGGCACGUUGAGGAAGUAAAUGCAUCCACGAUCUCGCACAGUUUCCUUUGUGUACCUUUUUUGCUGUAUCAUGAGUUACGACGCUUUGCAUAUUUUUAUUGCAUUGGAUUACACGCAGUCUGUUUGAGAUCAGGAGUGAAUGAAGAUGUAGGUGAACGU